AUGUCGUUCUCAGAAGUGACCCCGUGGCUGCGGGAGGAGCUGCAGCGGCGAGUUGGUGCUGCUACUCGCUCUCUUGUUGCUGCUGUUGUUGCAGCAGCAGAAGCUGCUGCUGCUGCUGCUGCUGCUGCAGCAGCAGAUGAUGAGGAUCAGCAGGAGGCUGACGAGCCGCAAAGCGGCAGCAGAAAGAGACAACGAGAAGAUGAGACAGAACCAGCAGCAGCAGCAGCAGCAGCAGCAGGAGCAGCAGCAGAGGACGAUGACGCAGCAGAAGCAGCAGCAUUUGCUGCUCGUCUGGCAGCGCGGGACAUGGCGUCGCAGCGGAAGGUGGGCCACGCUGCAGCGCUUGAGCGGCAGCAGCAGCAGCAGCAGCAGCAGCAGGGGGACGCCGCUGCUGCUGCUGCUGCGCUGGAGAGCGUGGAAGAGCUGCUGCUGGAAGCAAAAAAGAAACCCAACGAGCUGCUGCGCUGCAGCAAAGCUUACGUGCUGCGGCUGCGGGAAGAAGCAAGAAGAUCUUAUUUGAAAAAAAGAGAAGAGCAGCAGCUGCUGCUGCAGGAGCGAAAAGUGCGGGACAGGGAGGCGUUCUACGCGCAGCUGCAGCAGCAGCAGCAGCAGCAGCUGAGCGCCGCGGAGCAGCAGCAGCUGCAGCUGCGCAAAGACGCGCUGCUGCUCGCCAAAGCAGCAGUUGAAGACCGCAAAAACAAUUCGGAGACAGAACUUUAUUUGCUGCCGGAAGCAGAAGAAAGUCUGCAGGCCCGGCUGCUGCUGCUGCAGCAAACUUUCCGCGAGACGCAGCAGCAGCAGCAGCAGCAGCAGCUCUCCGAGCAGCAGCUCCUCGAGCAGCAGAAGACCCGCGCCGCCCUCGUCCGCUUCGGCGCCAGGGACCGCAGCAGCAGCAGCAGCAGCAGCGAGCAGCAGCAAAAGACUUACAAACUUGUCGACGAAACUGGAGUUGAGAUCGAAUUUGAAGUCAGAGAAACCCACGGACUCGACUUCAACAAAGAACUUUCCCCGCAGCAGCAGCAGCAGCAGCAAAUGCUGCAGCAGCUGGAGCAGCAGCGCGAGGCCAGCCAAACCAAGGCCAUCUCCCUCCAAGAGCAGCGGCGUUUGCUGCCGGUCUACGCCUACCGCGAGGCCUUCCUGCGGGCCGUGGCGCAGCACCGCGUGCUGGUGGUGGUGGGCGCCACCGGCUCCGGCAAGACGACGCAGCUGCCGCAGUUUCUGCGCGAAGUGGGAUAUGCAAAAGCUGGAAUGGUUGCAUGCACGCAGCCCCGAAGGCUUGCUGCGAUGGCUGUUGCUGCUCGAGUAGCAGCAGAGUGUGGGGAAAGACUUGGGGCGGAGGUGAGGAAAAAAUCCAGCUAG
Eimeria tenella is the source of this 1359-nucleotide messenger RNA. Its product is annotated as Helicase associated domain HA2 containing protein, related. The coding region runs from base 1 to 1359 and encodes 452 amino acids. The transcript is spliced from 3 exons. The record is from RefSeq and is a predicted model, not a curated record. NCBI's taxonomy places the organism in Eukaryota, Apicomplexa, Conoidasida, Eucoccidiorida, Eimeriidae. Gene Ontology annotation, molecular function: RNA binding. Gene Ontology annotation, cellular component: intracellular anatomical structure.